AUGUCAGACUCUGAAGAAGAAGUCAUCUAUAAUCCCUAUGAGGCAUUUGUAAAUGUUGGCCGACAUUUGCUCUUUAGAAAGGAAUAUUCAAGAGCACUCCAUUACCUAGACAAAGCCCAGAGCUUCGAGCCCAAACGCGUCACUUGUAUGUUGAUGCGCUCCACUUGCCACCUCUACCUCACUAACAACGACGAAGCCAUAGCCAUCGCUAAGGUGGCUCAUGAAAUCAGCAAAAGGAACCCUCACGCGAUUCUCCUGAUAGCCGAAGGUUACUAUCGGAAGGGGGAAUUUGAAAUGGCGCUUAAAUUCUUCACCAACGGCAAACGCGUGAGACCCUCCAUAAAAGCCUUCAGCACCGGGAUCUGUAAAUGCGAACAGGCAAUUAAGAAUAACUGUGGAAGUGAACUCGAUCCCAAACUGGGGCCUGAAAUGGACCUCACGGAUUACUACAUCCACGCCUUCCCGGUGAGUUGGGCUUUGUCUAAAAACAGCAUUUUAACUGCUCUUGCUAGAUGUGGUCAAAUUCGUUGCUACGUCUUCCCUAAUGCCUAUUUUCUUGGACAGCCCAAGCAUCCACCGAGCAACGUUCGACCCGCACCGGCGAAAGGAAGUGCUGACGCCGGAAAGAAGAAGCCGGAGAAGUGGCCAGAGAUGAUGUCUCCAGAUAUCUUGAACGCUCUCUUUGGGAAGAACUACACAGAGUACGCUUUCACUCGUGAUAUCUACCGCAUAGAAGGUAAGAAAAAUCUUAAUUCGGUUAGAUCCUUGUAA
Mesocestoides corti is the source of this 771-nucleotide messenger RNA. The record is from the annotation of a GenBank genome assembly. Lineage: Eukaryota; Metazoa; Platyhelminthes; Cestoda; Cyclophyllidea; Mesocestoididae.